Molecule: messenger RNA, 2514 nt
Organism: Mesocestoides corti
Lineage: Eukaryota; Metazoa; Platyhelminthes; Cestoda; Cyclophyllidea; Mesocestoididae
Source: the annotation of a GenBank genome assembly
AUGGAAUCUCAUCACCCGUUAAAUCAUCAACUGGAUACCCUUCUAAACGACUCUGAGGGCGUGCAACUUUUCCAUAAAUUUCUGACUUCUUCUUUUUCAUCCGGUCAUUUGUUGGACUUUUGGUUUGCAUGCAAAGGAUUCCGUUCUAUUGUUGAUGGAGAUGACCAGCUGAAGCUUCUCCAGGUUGCAAAGGCUAUAUACCGGACUUACAUUAAAACCGGUGCGUCAUUGUCAGUUCCUGUGAACGACACCACGAAACGAGAGAUUCGUUCAACUUUAGCUGCUUUUUCUCAUUCUUACCACAAUCCAAUUGGUGGAGAUAAACGGUUUCCCGUCCUGCGCUCACUUUUUGACGCUGCACAGGCCGAUAUACAAAGUCUUCUCGCACGCAGCUACUUUUUGGAUUUCCUCCAGUCUGAUUCUUUCAGGAUGAUCCACCAGUCUUUAACGUCUCAGUCUGGCAGUGCUGAAGGCACUUCCGUCCCCACAACAGACGUUGCUGAACAGAAUCUUACGCCAGUCUUGACAGAUCAACCUUCUUGCGACGUUGGGAGCUGCAUUUCAGCCAACCGCCCAAAGGCCUCGACAUUUGGAACUAUCGCCUCUGAUAAAAGUAGGCGCACAACAACAGAGUCGGGUGGUGCGCGUGAAAUGGUCACGGCUUCUGAACUUAUCGCUUACAUGAACCCAGGUGUUUGUGGUGGUGGUGGCGGCGGCGGCGGCGGCGGCGGCGGCAGUGGUGACCUUGCUUCGUCGUCCACCCAGAACAAGCCUCCUCAAGCAGCAGCAGCUUCCGACGUCCCCACCCGAAAACCGGGUACCAAUCUUGCCGAGGUUGACCCCAGUGCCUUCGCGCAAACCCUCAGCCAUCGGUUGGAAAAAGUUAAGGAGUCUCGAGGAAAGAUGGAACGUCUUCUCUCCCGUAUGCAACCGAUUGAUCCCGAGGAUGCAAGCGGUGAGGACGCGGAGUUGGCUUCCAUCCACGCAGGUGUCAACCAGCCACCAUCUCCGCCCUUACCGGCUCGUUCCACUCGUCUCUCCUCCGCCUCCCGUCGCGCAACUUCGGCCGCCAGUGGUGACCUCUUGCGUAAAAAGCUCUCUGCUCUCCUUCUUCCUUCCGGCUCGGGUGUUGGUGUGCCUCCAGCAGACGAUGCUCAAGUCAUCCUAGAGGACCACUGUUCACGUAUAUGGACUGACGAACGGCGAGGGCAGCCACUAAAUGUGUGUCGAAAGGGCGGUCGUCGGUCUGACGUAUACUCCAUCUCUUCUUUCGACAGCGGCGUCGGAACCUAUGGGGGAGGUGGUGGAGGCCUUAACAGUUCCGAUUCCGAGUCUUGCGUCAGCCGCGGGGGCCCGUUUCACCACCAGUACCGGUGGAAUUAUGCACCGCCUCCGCUGCCCCCUGUGUGUUCCUUCUGUCGGCGAACACCCUCGAUGAGUUCUACGCCUGCGGCCCACCGUAAAGACAUCAUGAGUAGCGGCAGCAGUUGCCGGUGGGGUGUGCAAUAUCAGCGGGUGCAGUAUCACCACGGUCACAGUCACCACUACAAUUUGGAGGAGGUUGAUUGUUGCGGUGGUGGUGGUGGUGGUGGGGGCGGUAGGGCCAUGCGAAGUAGAAGCUUGACCUCGGACUCGCCCAGCGUCUUCGAUUCGGGCCUUUCAUCGACAUACGAUCACUUACCCACACCUCGACGCUCCAGACACGAUGACCACAAGCUGACCGUGCGCCCCGCAACCGUUCAGACCCCGGCGCUCACACAUACACGCACGCAUCGGCUGCAUGACUUACCAACCUGCCUUCGUUGCCCACACAUACGGUAUUGCGAUGAGGCCGGCGACGACGAUGACGACGCGGCUUACUUCAAAGCCUACACUUCAAAGCAAAUUACGCCGCCGCCGCCUUCUCUAGGUUUGAUUGAUGAGCUGAACGUGGUCCACAUUCGACGAUUCAACGGGCCCGUGUCAAGCCGGCCAGCCCUUGGCGGCGGCGGCGGCGGCGGCGUCGGAGGUCCGCUGCGUGGACGACGUGUGCAGGAGAGGCAGAAGUUGCCUCAUCAGAGCAUCCAGCCAGCUACGAAUGCCGUGUCCGGCUGUGCAGAGAGCACGCUCCUCAAGACCACCCCUACGUACUCCCCGUUUCCACCACAACAGCCAGGCCCUCUCCCAACCUGUAGUCUUGUGGUUGGCUACUACCUCUGCGACGACCCCGUGCCCUACCGCACCGUCUGGACCGGCCCCCUGGCGUCUGAGGCUGGCGGAGCGGCCUCAAGUCGUCCCCCUUCAAUCACCCUUGGGCAGUUUAAACAGCUGGUUGCCAAAAAAGGUGUCUAUCGACUUACGUGUUACACGUGGAAUGGCGGAGGAGACGCGUUUCUCACGGACUCGCCUCCCUUGGUGCAAUUACUCGUACAGUUCUUAGAGCGCCAUCUGCACGUCUCUAAGGCGCUUGCCCCUACUCCUUCUAAUUUAAUUCAUUUGACUCAACAUGACGCGGUCCUUGUUCUGCUUCGGUAG